ACAACACCUGUUUUUACAUGUAGUUCUAUUUCUACGUUUUAGAUAUAGAGGACAAAAAUAAAAAGAAUAAUGAAGAUCUUAUUUGUGUGUUUCGUGUUUGGCCUAGGGAUUGCAGGUGUACUUGGUAGAAGAUGUGUUGUUUAUUCGGCGGGUGAAAUUAUUCCAGCAAUUCCAAAGGGUGCCCGGUAUGGAAGAACGUGCCAUUCUGUGCUUUUUGACCCCAAAAGGUACUGCAUUGAAUGGGAUUGUCCCCAAACUGACUGUUCUAAUCCAAUCAUACCAUAUAGUGGUUGUCCUUACUGCCAAGGUACAUGUGUAAGUGAUGGUAAUGUGUAUCAGUAUGGUGUGUCAUUCCCAUGUGACGGUGGAUGUAAUACAUGUACGUGUUUCAUGUCGACUAUGAGGGCAUGCUUCAAGAAUAAACCACCAGCAGAGUGCCUGUGAAUCAUUGCAAACAAUAUAA
Molecule: messenger RNA, 463 nt
Organism: Mytilus trossulus (common blue mussel)
Lineage: Eukaryota; Metazoa; Mollusca; Bivalvia; Mytilida; Mytilidae
Product: kielin/chordin-like protein
Exons: 3
Coding region: 70-444 (124 amino acids)
Source: RefSeq, a predicted model, not a curated record